CCGCCCCCACCCCCACCUCCACUUCCAUUGCAGCUGCCUCCACAAACCUGGUGGCCCAGCCCGGCAGCUGCCACCCGCAGGGGAUCUGGGGCGUAGCCCGCCCACCUCUCAGGGAGAACACCAUGCUUGCCGUGGCCUGCAGGGAUUGGUCAGGACUUUUUCCCAGCCGGGGUGGCCACCUGUGGCUGUCUUUCAGCAGUCCUGCUCGAGUCUCAGAGUGAGAGGAGCGAUUCGGCCCCAAGGGGAGCACACAGGACCGGAACACACCAUCCCCAGGAAAGGGUCUCCGUGAGAAGUGUGUGAUGUCCCUCUGAGCCAAUUCCUGCUGUUUGAGGAGCCUGGUCUCAAUAUGGCAACAGGGGACCUUGAAGUGCUGGACAGGGGUCUGGGCUGCCCCGAGACCAUUGAGGAGCUGACCAUGUCAGUGGAGAGAUCCAGGAAACAAUCACAGGAGGAGAAAGCCAAAGGUGAUGAGCAGGAGGUGAGCAGCCAAGCGCAGGGGCCGAUGGAGGAGGAGCAGGCCCUGGAUGGGGAAGGCUCCCGGGGGGCCAGGCCCUCGAAGGCCAAGGCAGAGAAGGAGAGAGGGAAGACCGCUGCAGCUCCCAAGAGCGCCCCGACCAGGAAGAAAAGCAAGGCCCCGUCCCAGCCCCAGCUGAAGCUGCCGCGGGCCCUGGGGCCCGGGAGCGACGAGCUGCCUUGGGGAGAGAUCACCCUCAACAAGUGCCUGGCGCUGGCCUCCGUCGUGGCCGUCCUGAGUGUGGCCUUCCAGGUGUUCCAGGAUGUCAUUGAUGGGGAGGACGAGGGCCCCGAGGCUGCCCCUGCCCUGUGGGCCUGGCCGGGAGGCAGUGCCCCAAGGGACAGCCAGCCCAAACUGCCCAAGCCCAAAGACUGGGCCAAAGCCUCGGCGCCAGCCCCCCCACCGGGGCCCAAGUCCCCUGUGAAGGACACACCCGAGGCCGCCCCCAAAGAGCAGGAAGCAGAGGCCAAGGGGAGCCCGGCCCCGGCCCCCGAAGCAGCCGUCCCGCCUGAGGAGUCCCCACCGAACUCCCAGCCAGCCCAGUCUGAGAAGCCGGCCGGGGCUGCGAUGCCCAGGAAGGAGGAGAAGGCCAGAAGCCGGAAGGGCCUCCGGGAGGACAGGGCCGAGCCCCCGUGGAGGGAAAGGAAGGAGGGCAGCCACGGGCCCAGGCCGCGCCGAGAAGAGCCCGAGGAGGCUCCCCGCCGGCCCUGGGAGCGGGAGCACAGGCACUCUGGCCGGCGGGAGGACCCCAAGAAGGCCCGGGAUGGACCCAGGAGCAAGAGGGAGGAGCAGCGGGGGCGCCAGAAGCACGAGGACAGGGAGAGGUUCUUCCCCAAACAGAAGCUUCGAGAAGGGAAGCGCAGGGACUGAGAAGGCCCAGGGGCCCAGCCCCACCUCAGGGGGCCCAGCCCUGCUCCCUGUGAUUCCUGCUGCCCUCCCAGUCCACAUCCUGGCUUGGCCAUUUACUCUCUGGGUGACUUAGUCUCUCUGAACCUCAGUUUCCCGUUUUGGAAAAUGAGAUCUCAUACCAGUGGGGUGACUGUGACCCCUGGGGGCUGACCUGGGGGGUGGAUUGGGUGUGCAGCCUCGCCAGUGGGGUCCUAGAGCGCCCAUCCCCCUUCAUGGCCCCAGGCUGGCCAGGAAGGUAAGAGAUGAGCCCUGAACCACCCUCCCCACCCCUCCCCCAUUCUCCUGAGAUUGCUCCGUGUUAGUAAAUAUUUAAAAAUAAAGCCCCUCCUUGGACUGAG
This is a messenger RNA of Antechinus flavipes (yellow-footed antechinus), 1764 nucleotides long. RefSeq names its product junctional sarcoplasmic reticulum protein 1 (gene JSRP1). The transcript is spliced from 8 exons. Bases 350 to 1387 code for a protein of 345 amino acids. The record is from RefSeq and is a predicted model, not a curated record. Gene Ontology annotation, cellular component: sarcoplasmic reticulum. Lineage: Eukaryota; Metazoa; Chordata; Mammalia; Dasyuromorphia; Dasyuridae. Gene Ontology annotation, biological process: regulation of ryanodine-sensitive calcium-release channel activity; skeletal muscle contraction.